UAAAAUCUUAUAAUACCAAAAGAAUUCUAUUUACGUUCUAUUAAUCCACUCAUUUUCUAUAAAAAUAUGUAUUCACAGUUUAAUUCUGAAGAAAUUUUAAUCAAUGAAACAUUUUAAAAUCAUUUCUUAAAUGUAGAAAUUAGAUACGUGUAGAUACAUCUACUAUAGUUCGUCUGCUGAAUUACAAGAUAGACGAAUACACUUCAUCGCUACAAAACAUGGCUUUGAAGAAUCAUUCUUUCGAUUCAGAUUGCAUAACAUUGACGAGAUUUGUACUUGCCGAACAACGAAAGAUACCAACCGCUAAUGAUCUAAGUCAACUUCUAAACAGCAUACAAACUGCAAUAAAAGGAAUCAGUUCAGCAGUGAAAAAAGCUGGUAUUACAAAUAUGUAUGGGAUAUCCGGAAAAAAAAACAUUCAUGGAGAAGAAGUAAGAAAAUUAGAUAUAUUGAGCAACGAGUUGUUCAUAAAUAUGUUAACAUCUUCAUACACAACUUGCGUUCUUGUAAGUGAAGAAAAUACAGAUGUGAUUGAAGUGGAGAUUGAAAAACGUGGAAAAUAUAUAGUAUGCUUCGAUCCUUUGGAUGGAUCCUCUAAUAUUGAUUGUGUAGUAUCAGUUGGUUCUAUAUUCGGGAUUUACAAAAAACCGAAGGAAUUGAAGGAGCCUUUAAUAGCAAAUGUCCUCCAAUCUGGUAAAAAUUUAAUCGCUGCUGGGUUUGCACUUUAUAGUUCAGCAACUAUAAUAAUACUUUCGGUUGGCCACGGAGUUAAUGGUUUUACUUACGAUUCAGCGAUCGGGGAAUUUAUUUUAACGGAUAAAAAUAUACAAAUACCUCCUAGAGGAAAUGUUUAUAGCAUUAACGAAGCACACGAAAAUUCUUGGAAUACAGCUAUCAAAGCAUACAUUCAUUCGAAGAAAUAUCCUAACAAUGGGAAAAUAUAUAAUGCUAGGUAUGUGGGCUCUAUGGUGGCUGAUGUGCACAGAACGUUAAAAUAUGGAGGAAUAUUUCUUUAUCCAGCAGUCAAAAGUUAUCCGCAAGGCAAACUACGACUUUUAUAUGAAUGUAUACCAAUGGCCUAUAUAAUAAAACAAGCCGGCGGUUUGGCAUCGAACGGAGAAAUUGAUAUCUUGGACGUAAAACCCAAAAAAAUUCAUCAAAGAUCUCCAAUAAUUUUGGGAUCGCAAGAAGAUGUCCAAGAAGUUUUACAAUACAUUAAAAAAUAUAAAGAUAAUAAAUAGUGGAAAAAAGAAGAUAAUGAAACAUGGAAAAAAGUUAUUAAAGAUUUUAUUACGAGCCAUAUAAUUUGUUGAUACAUUCCGAUUUCGUUGAUUAUCUUUUAAAUUUUCAUCUUUAUCUUUUAUUGAAAAUUUCAAUAUAAAUCUCUAAUAUCUAUAUCCCUCGUUACUGGUAGAUCCUCCAGGAGCAGGUCCUGGAGCUGGAUAAGUUGCUGUUCCUUCGUAUCGUACCAUGGGCCUGUAACCACCAUUGUCGGCGAUGUAAUCGACAAUUUGUGUUCUACCAUCUGGUAACAAUACGUGAUAAGCUCCAGUUGCUUCGUUAUCUUUUCGUGAUUCGUGAUGGCCAAAAUUUAAUCCAGCUACCGCGUCCUCGACUUCAUAUGAAAAUUCGUAAUUUGCCGGAUCCUGUGAAAAAAGAGAGAGAGAAAAAAAAGAAGAUGGAAAAGUAUUUUAUAUCGAUCACAGAUUAAAUUCUAAAGGUACGUUUACCGGUAUUUUAUUUAUAAAAUUUGUACAUUUUAUACUAAAUAUACUAAAAUCGUUAAUAUGGAUUAUUAAAUAAAAAAUAAAUAAAAAAAUUUGUUUAUGAAA
This is a messenger RNA of Apis cerana (Asiatic honeybee), 1832 nucleotides long. It is a transcript of the gene fbp, whose product is annotated as fructose-1,6-bisphosphatase. Gene Ontology annotation, biological process: fructose metabolic process; gluconeogenesis; fructose 6-phosphate metabolic process. Gene Ontology annotation, cellular component: cytosol; cytoplasm. NCBI's taxonomy places the organism in Eukaryota, Metazoa, Arthropoda, Insecta, Hymenoptera, Apidae. The record is from RefSeq and is a predicted model, not a curated record. Gene Ontology annotation, molecular function: fructose 1,6-bisphosphate 1-phosphatase activity.